Trematosphaeria pertusa is the source of this 2472-nucleotide messenger RNA. RefSeq names its product AAA-domain-containing protein. The record is from RefSeq and is a predicted model, not a curated record. Gene Ontology annotation, biological process: intra-Golgi vesicle-mediated transport; SNARE complex disassembly; Golgi to plasma membrane protein transport. Gene Ontology annotation, cellular component: Golgi stack. Lineage: Eukaryota; Fungi; Ascomycota; Dothideomycetes; Pleosporales; Trematosphaeriaceae. The transcript has 7 exons. Gene Ontology annotation, molecular function: ATP binding; ATP hydrolysis activity. The coding region runs from base 352 to 2472 and encodes 706 amino acids.
ACUACUCCGCCAUUUUUUGUAAGCGAGAAUCUCGCAAGUAGCUUGGUCCAAGCUUCGGCCUCACGAAACGUGGUGAAACCACCACGAAGAUACAACGAGCAUGCAGCGGAUAAGACUCCCGUCUUUGACGUUGCUCUUCUACAUAUCCUGGAGAGCGAAUUUCGAAGACCUAAUCUACGCAAUCCUGCCUCGCCGCCACAAUCUGGUUCGAUUCGAUACUAGGGCCGUUGUCACUGCUGCCUUGUUCCUAUACGUGGCCUUCGCCGCGUCCCGCGCGCCGACGAUAGAUACGGUCGACCACAGCAGCUGCAGCAACCACCACCUCAAAGAGCGCCCGAGCAUGAUGCUAGGAUGAGCGGAUACAGAGACCAGCCUCCUCGGGGCUUUGGCCAGCCGCCUCCACCAAGCGUGGGCCACGGAAGAUGUGUUCAGCUCCGGCCCAUCAAAAGCCCCGGAGGCAACGCCUAUGUAUUCAGCAACUUAGCUGCCGUGUCUCCACAAGAUUUUCCGCCCUCGCGGGAUGGCUCCGAUAUCUAUAUACGCGUUAACCGCAACUUCGUCCUCUCCGCGCGGCCUACCGAGGGCUGCCGUCCUGGCGAGAUUGGCUUAACGGAUGCGCAGAGAACAUGGGCGGGCAUCUCGCUCGGUCCCCAAGACAUUGUCACCGCCGAACCUUACGAUGCGUUCGCUCAGGGGAGUGGCCAGUCAUAUCUGGGAAACCUGGAAGUUGAGGUUGGCUUUGCCACAAAGAGGACAACUGAAGUGCUGUAUGAUCAAGACGAGCUUGCAACGCUUUUUAAGAAGAAUUUCGAGAACCAGCUCCUUGCGCCAGGACAACAGCUGCUUAUGGAUGUUAAGAACAUUGUUCUCAGAUUGUCGAUACGGACUGUCCAACUCGUUGAUCUAUCCAUGGAGAAAGCGGAAUCCGCUUCUGAUUCGCUCAGGGACCCCAAUGCCCGUGGUAUCCUCACCCGACACACCCAAGCCGACUUCUUCAAGAAUGCGCGAUCCGACAUCAAGCUGAAGGCUUCUAGUAGGCGUCCGGUUAACUCUAUCGUUCAACCUAGGUUUAAAUUCGAGGACUUGGGUAUCGGUGGCCUAGAUACGGAAUUCAGCUCGAUUUUCCGGAGGGCAUUCGCUUCUCGCAUCUUCCCACCCGGCCUUGUAGAAAAGCUGGGUAUUCAACACAUUGGCAAGAUGUUAAAUGCUAGAGAGCCUAAAGUUAUUAACGGGCCUAAGGUGCUUAACAAGUAUGUUGGUCAGUCUGAAGAGAAUAUCUGGAAACUCUUUGCCGAUGCAGAGAAGGAAUACAAAGAGAAGGGUGACGAGAGCGGCUUACAUGUUAUUAUCUUUGAUAAACUAGACGCCGUCUGCAAGCAGAGAGGAUCUAGCGGAGGCAGCAGCACUAGCGUUAGUGACAGCGUCGUCAAUCAACUCCUCUCGAAACUUGAUGGCGUGGAGCAGCUGAACAACAUUCUUCUUAUCAGUAUAACUAAUAGAAUGGACAUAAUUAACGAAGCGCUGCUGCGUCCUAGCCGCCUUAAAAUCCUAAAGAUACAUACAACUAAAAUGCGUGCUAACAAUAUUAUUGAUGGCGAUGUUAACCUUGAAGAGUUGGCUAAAGUCACGAAGAAUUUUUCAGGUGCCGAAAUCUGUGGUCUCGUUAAAGCAGCCUCGUCCUUUGCUUUCAACCGCCAUAUACAAGUUGGCACCAUGGCUUCCAUCAAGCCCGACGUAGAGAACAUGAAGGUUAAUCGUCUUGACUUCUUGAGUGCGCUCGAAGAGGUAAAGCCGUUGUUUGGGGCAGCAGAAGAGGAACUCGGGAAACGUCUGCUCGACGGUAUUGUGCAUUUCUCCCCAUUUAUUAACGAUAUACUUGGAGAAGGAAGGCUCUAUAUCAACCAGGUCCGUAAGGGCUCAACACCAGUUCUCUCUGUUGCCCUGCACGGGCCACGAGGUAGCGGGAAGACUGCACUAGCGGCAAAACUGGCCAUUGACUCGGGGUUUCCGUUUAUUAAACUUAUAUCGCCUGAGGACAUGGUUGGCUUUAGCGAGAUGCAGAAGAUUCAGCAGCUUAACAAGGCUUUCCUGGACGCAUACAAGAGCUCUCUCAGCAUCGUUGUUAUUGACAACGAUCGCCGUCUGCUGAUUUUCGUGACUACGACCGAACGGCUAUUGCUCGAUCAGUUAGAUCUGUUCCACCGCUUCGACACAGACAUUGCAGUGCCAAACGUUAACACGCAAGCCGAGCUCGCGCAUAUCUUACAGUGCUCAGGAAUGUCAGAUAGCGAUCAGCAGCGUGCUAUUAGGAAGAUUCAAGAAGCUACAGGCAGCGCAGAGGUAGGGGUUGGCAUCAAGAAGAUCUUGACAGCUAUUCGGACGGCCAAGGAGGAUCAGGAUGUGCCAGGCCGCUUCGCCAGAGUCAUGUCUCAAGCUAUUGCAGCCAACAGGAAAGACGAGCGCAUGAUGUAA